This is a messenger RNA of Notechis scutatus (mainland tiger snake), 984 nucleotides long. RefSeq names its product ubiquinol-cytochrome c reductase, Rieske iron-sulfur polypeptide 1 (gene UQCRFS1). Gene Ontology annotation, cellular component: membrane. The record is from RefSeq and is a predicted model, not a curated record. NCBI's taxonomy places the organism in Eukaryota, Metazoa, Chordata, Lepidosauria, Squamata, Elapidae. Gene Ontology annotation, molecular function: quinol-cytochrome-c reductase activity; 2 iron, 2 sulfur cluster binding.
GGAAGGUGACCGCGGUGAGGAGAAGGCGUCCGCCAUGUUGUCGCUGUCAGCCCGUUGCGGCCCGUUGGCGCCUUAUCUGGCGGCGGCCGCGCACAUCGUGCCGGCUCCGCAGAAGCCUCUGGUGCCGGAGCUCCCGCCGGGGCCCAAGAAGAUCCUGUCCUUGGAUCCGAGGCGGCCUCUGCUGUGCCGGGAGUCGCUGUUCGGCCAGGCGAGCCGGGGAGGCCUGGUCGUCACUUCUUCCCUCAACGCUCCUGCCAGCGUUCGUUACGUCCAUAAUGAUAUGGUUGUGCCCGACUUCUCUUACCAUCGUCGCAACAGUGUACAAGACACCACAAAAUCCUCCCAAGAUAGCAGCGCUGAGAGAAAAACCUUCACCUACUUUUUCAACGGAGCAACCUAUUUGCUCUCUGCAUACUUUGCCAAGAAUGCUGUCGUUAUGUUCAUCGGCAGCAUGAAUCCUGCUGCUGAUGUAUUGGCGCUGGCUAAGAUUGAGAUCAAGCUGUCCGAUAUUCCAGAAGGCAGGAAUAUGGUUUUCCAGUGGAGGGGAAAACCCCUGUUCGUGCGUCACAGAACCCAGGCCGAGAUUGAUCAAGUAGCUAAAGUACCUUUGAGCGAACUUAGAGACCCACAGCAUGAUAUGGAUAGGGUGAAGAAACCGGAGUGGUUGGUAGUGCUAGGCAUAUGCACCCAUCUUGGCUGUGUACCAAUUUCAGAUGCUGGGGAUUAUGGUGGUUAUUACUGCCCCUGCCACGGGUCCCAUUAUGAUGCAUCUGGCAGAAUACGUAAAGGCCCAGCUCCACUCAAUCUGGAGGUGCCAGAGCAUGAAUUCGUUAGUGAAGAUAUGCUUAUCGUCGGUUAAAUAUCUGGAUUCUCGUGUACACUUUUGAGGAAAGAAUCGAGUCAUAAGAUAUUGCAAAAAAAUUACAGUUGAAUUGUGGGACUGUUUCGUCAGCUUUAAUAAGGCAUUAAACUGAUGUCCUCUAA